Messenger RNA from Schizophyllum commune H4-8, 1704 nucleotides. RefSeq lists its product as uncharacterized. The transcript is spliced from 2 exons. NCBI's taxonomy places the organism in Eukaryota, Fungi, Basidiomycota, Agaricomycetes, Agaricales, Schizophyllaceae. The record is from RefSeq and is a predicted model, not a curated record. The coding region runs from base 1 to 1704 and encodes 567 amino acids.
AUGCCUUUACGCCCUGUCUCCCGCCCCGGCACUCCGUCCUCUCAGCCUUCGACGGCCGCGCUGCAACCACCCUCGACGCAUGGGACCAUCACGCCCUCCCCGCUAUCCCAGUCCAGCAGCGGGAGCGGCGGCAGCACGAACGGUGGCGGCUUCCGCGCGCACCUCAACCAUCUACUCCCGAGACACACCCAAUUGCACGUCAACGUCCAGAUCCACCAGCUCUCGAGCGUCCCCCUCGUAUCCGGCGAAUUCGCAUGCCGCUGGAAGCUCAAGGGCGUGCAGAGCAACCCGGCGGGCAAGGGCCUGCUGAAGAAGCCGCACGGUCACCACCACGGCCAUCGCUCGAGGAGCAAGUCGCGACCGCCGCAGGAUCGGGGCGGCGACCACGAACUCGCCCCGAGCCCCGACAAUGCGUCGAUAUCCGGCCGCUCCUCGUCCUCCCUCCGAUCCCCUGGCAUCCCCUCCGUCGUGGUGCACUCCGACGAGCGCCCGUCUACCUCGUCAUCCCCGCUCGCCAGCCCCACCCCAUCAGCCCCCCUCUCGCCCCCUGCGUCCCCCGAGUCCGGGCCCUCGCUGUCAGUCUCGGACGCAUCGACAGCGGACGAGCGGGAUCGCGAUGGGGAGUACAUCACCGGCACGCGCGGACAGACGCCGUUCAAGUCACUGCGUGAUGAUCACAGCGUACGCUGGGAGCAGAGCAUCAACGCCGUCGUCAAGAUCCCGAUAACACGCCCUCCGCACGGCUCGCACGACGCCGACAACUUCGCCCCCUACGCUGCGCCCGCGGGCGGAUCUUCCGAGGAGCCCGGAAUCCUCGAGCCGUGCCCGCUGAAACUCGUCGUGAUUCAGGACCCCAAGAACGCGCCCACAAACCCGCGCUUGGGCGCCGUGUACCUCGACCUGAGCGAGUACGCGUCCCUCACGCGCGACGAGAAGGGCGGGCAUAAGCUCACGCGGCGAUAUCUGCUCAGCGAAAGCAAGGUGAACGCGACGCUCCAGCUCACGAUCACCAUGACCUACUUCGGCGGCUCGCGGGCCUUUUUGUGCCCGCCCUUGCCGAAGGGGGAGAUCCUGUCCGGGAUCAGCUCCUUCGGCCUGGGUGAGCUCGGCGGCGACGAUGUCUUCCGCACGCGGCCGGAUACAUCCAGUCUCUUCGGCUGGGGCCACGAGCGCGACGGUAUGCCGCCGUCCAGCUCGCCGACAUCCUCUAUCUACUCGCUGUACAACCCCUCCCGCUCGCGCACGCAUCUUAACGCGGCCCCGAGCGCGCUCUCCUCAAACACAGGCGAGGAUUCUGGCAGCGCGGAUGGCUCGAGUGACGCGGGGUCGAACGUGGCGGCCUCGAGCGUCGUGCCCCCUGACGCUGCGAAGCCCGUCAGCGAGGCGAAAGAAGCACUCCUCCGACCCUUCACAUCGCCUAAGGCGACCGAGGUGCUCAUCGACGCGCUCUUCAAUCCCAUGCCGAUGGCGACGCCGCUGCCUGAGGACCCGACGUUGCGCCCUUUCCUCGUGUACCAGCCGGCGCCGCCAGAAGGCGAGGCAGCGAAGGAAGAGGUUGCGGACGUGGCGGCGGAGACUUCAAGUAUGCGCAGCUCGGACGGCGGCACGAUGGCCAGUGGGAGCAACAGCACCCACAGCACGGGUCGCGAGCGAUGGUGGAAGCGGCGGCUUGGGCAUUCGACUGCCGCCCUCGAGGUUCGCUAA